UCCCACUCCCUCGCAUCAGUAGAGAGUCAGGCUUCAGCAUUAAUGAUAAUACAAACAAUAUACCUUAUCUAUGUGUUUACAGUAUCUUGCGUAUCUCGUUAUUCCCUGCUUUGUCAAUUCAAGGGUAAUAGCAUAGAUACUUGGUACCUGAGGACAAUAACUUGUUCGCUCAUUCUGGGGCAUUGUUUCUGUGACCGUGAAACUGGGAACACGGGUCGCUUUUCAGAGAAAUCUGGAGUUACAGUGUUGACUCUCGAUGUUGUUAAUAUAUAAUUUAUUACAUUAUACGUAGAAAAAAAGACAAAACACGUGACAUGUCUUCUUGCGACACCAAUAUCGAGGCGGCGAACUCCGGAACAGGCGGAGGGCAGGAGGUCAUCACAAAAGCUUACUGUCGACGAUUUUGGAUUCUUUUGGUCUUUUCGUUGUUAGCGGGUUUCCAGGGCCAUCAGUGGAACACGUGGAGUCCCAUCGGCGCCAGCAUGGGGGCUGCUUACCCGGGCUGGGGCUCCAGUACGGUGGCCAUGAUGGCUAACUGGGGCCCGAUUACCUUCCUGAUGUUUGUGGCUCCCAUGUGCUGGCUCAUGAACACCCGGGGGCUUCGCGUGAGUGUCGUCACCUGCGCUGCCAUGAUGAGCGUCGGAACCUUGCUCAGGUGUAUCCACGCCCCCCCUGCGGCCUUCACGGCUUUAUGCCAUGUGUGCGCAUUCCUCGUGGGUACAUCUGGCACCAUCAUGCUAGCUGCCCCGCCCCUUCUCGCCGCCGAUUGGUUCCCUCCGCGGGAGAGAACCACUGCCACGGCCGUUCCGAUCGUGGCCAACCAGCUAGGUUCCGCUGUGAGCUACCUGGUGGCGCUUGCUGUGCGGGCUCCGGGGGGUGCCACGACUCCUGCUGACAUUAGGAGUGACGUCACUAGACUUCUUUCUGUAGAGGCAGGUAUAGCUGCGACACUGCUGGUGAUGACGGUAGCCUACUUCCCCUCCCGCCCGCCCUCCCCCCCCUCCAUUACCUCCGCCGCCCCCCGCCUGGAGUACCGCGCUGCCCUCGCCGCGAUUCUCAGACAGACAGGCAGACAGGCAGAAGCACAAACGCUACCACGAGCAGAGAAACCAGCGGCUCUCCUUCUUCGUCAGAAACCGCGACGCGCUGCUGGUGUUCGCGUCGUACGGCCUGUCCAGCAUCCCGUGGGAGGCGGUCCUCAGCUAUUACCUCUCUUCCCUCGGCAUCCAGCAGGGCAAGUUUACGCGUCCGUGAUCGGCGGAAUGGCAGUGAACUUCGGCGCGACGCCCCUGUUCGUGGAGCUGGCGGUGGAGCUGGCGUACCCGUGCCCAGAGGGCGUCGUCACCGGCUUCAUGGUGGCUGUCCUUAACUUCACCGGCGCCGUGUUUCUCUUCUUGUUUUUCAUACCCAAUAUUGGAUACUCUUGGGUGGUCUACUACCUGCUGGGGUCGUGCGUGGCGUGCGCCCUGCCACUCCUGCUGGUGCGGGAGGACUACGCCAGGUCCUCCAUCGACCGCCGCCGCAGCCUGGGGUCGCUCUCCUGAGGAAGACUUUGACUUUUGUUGAUUGCUCUAGAUUGUUUAUCGGUUGGAUUUAAAAUAUCGAGCUUAACAUCUGAGUUUUAAUUGCUUAUGUUUGAUGUGUUAUUUUCUCAGUUAUCACCUUGAUUAUAAAUUAUUCUCAUUAUUUUCAUUAGUGAUGCUAUCAUUUUUAAUGUUGAUAUCAUUAUUAUCAGUUUCAUCUCCAUCAUUAUUAUUAAUAUUUGUAAUGGUUUGUUAGCUUUACUAAUGUCGUUAUUACCUUCAUUUUACUAUUUUCCCUAUUUUGAUUGUUACUGUUUCGCUGUGAUUACAGUCUUAUUCUUCCUUUCACUAUGAUCAUCAGUAUCAAUAUCCUCAUCAUUUAUUGCAUCCCUCGCUAUAAUUUCAUUGCAUAAAUCAUACAACAUCA
Molecule: messenger RNA, 1950 nt
Organism: Penaeus monodon (black tiger shrimp)
Lineage: Eukaryota; Metazoa; Arthropoda; Malacostraca; Decapoda; Penaeidae
Product: solute carrier family 49 member 4-like
Exons: 8
Coding region: 315-1544 (409 amino acids)
Biological process (GO): transmembrane transport
Cellular component (GO): membrane; intracellular membrane-bounded organelle
Molecular function (GO): transmembrane transporter activity
Source: RefSeq, a predicted model, not a curated record